This is a messenger RNA of Prunus armeniaca (apricot), 672 nucleotides long. The record is from the annotation of a GenBank genome assembly. NCBI's taxonomy places the organism in Eukaryota, Viridiplantae, Streptophyta, Magnoliopsida, Rosales, Rosaceae.
AUGGGUCGUGGCUCUGCCGCCCCUUUUGCUCCGAGCCAAAACUCCGGCGGUGAAGAUUGCCGACAUCCGCCCCGGGGCCGCCGGCGAGUACCCACGUGGCCCGUCGACCAAAAUCACAUCCCAAGGGACCUGGUAUAUGUGGUUCGGCAAGUCGUUGAUCCCAAUCUUGCAGUCCGAGAACAGCAGAUUCUGGACCGGCCGGCACUCGUUUUUGACUUGGCUUCUGGUCGUCGAGAGCAAUUGUUUAUUAUCUUUGACCUGGGUCGUGUACGACACGUCGUAUGCUUCGGGGGUGUGGUGAGGAUGGGACUGUUCGAACCUGGAGACCAAGAACUCGCUCUCGUCGAGGAAGACGGUGCGGCCGUUGUGAUUGAGGGCGAGGUAGAGGAGGGACUCGUGGGUGAGCCCAAAAAUGAGGAAAUUGCAGGUAGGUGCGCAGAGGCGGGUGAGGGUGGAGGAUAUGGUGGUGAUCUCUGGCGCGGACAUGUGGGGUGUAGACGAGGUGUUCGACGAAGUGGCGUAGUGAAGAAGAGCAUCGAGAAUGGGCGGCUGGAGUGGGAUUGUGGAGGUGGGCGUGAGGGAGGAGUUGGGGAGGGUUUGUGGGAUGGUGGUGUUUAUGAGAGUGAGAGUGAAUGCGAGGGUGAAGAAGGUGAAGAAGAAGAGCAGCCAUAG